Arabidopsis arenosa is the source of this 1740-nucleotide messenger RNA. Lineage: Eukaryota; Viridiplantae; Streptophyta; Magnoliopsida; Brassicales; Brassicaceae. The record is from the annotation of a GenBank genome assembly.
UCCUUAAUCAUUUGCAAACUUUUAUCUCCUCCUUUUCAAAUCUCUUUCAGGAAAUAAGGAUGGAACAGAGGACAGAUCUUAGGUCAAUUCUUCAGUAUUUGCCUCUUGUGGCUCAGUCUUCAUCGCUAGUCUGGCCACCUUCUGUUGAAGAAGAGCUCCAAACAAUGUCUAGAGGGCCGAGUGAGUCAAUGGUUAACUCAGGGGAGGCUCUUGCCUUGCAUAUCACGAAUAUUCAGAAAUCCCUCUCCUUGAAUGCAUCUGAUCUCGCACCUUAUGCGUUACAAGGGUAUGCUCUUUUCUUUGACAAGAAAAUUUCCAGAGAAGAGUCAGCCAACUUUUUUGGUGAGGUGGUUCCUGCCUUGUGCAGAUUACUUCUCCAGUUACCUUCCCUGUUAGAAAAGCACUAUCAGAAGGCAGAUCAUGUUCUUGAUGGAGUUACGUCGGGGCUUCGCCUAUUAGGCCCUCAAGAAGCUGGAAUUGUGUUACUUAGCCAGGAGUUAAUUGCAGCUCUUCUUGCAUGUUCCUUCUUUUGUUUGUUCCCUGAAGUUGACAGACGAUUAAAUAAACUUCAAGGAAUCAACUUUGAUGGAUUGUUUUCGUUUCCAUAUAUGCGUGACUGCACAAAGCAAGAAAACAAAAUAAAGUGCCUUAUCCAUUACUUUGGAAGAAUAUGUCGAUGUAUGCCCACCGGCUUUGUUUCAUUUGAGAGGAAAAUUCUUCCACUGGAAUACCAUCCUCACUUUGUUUCUUAUCCUGGGGCUGAUACAUGGGCUAAUUCUGUCACCCCACUUUGCUCUAUUGAGGUUCACACCUCGGGAGCUAUAGAGGAUCAACCUGGUGAAGCUCUUGAAGUGGAUUUUGCAGAUGAGUUUUUUGGAGGCCUUACUCUAAGUUAUGAUACUCUACAGGAAGAAAUAAGGUUCGUGAUCAACCCGGAACUUAUCGCUGGCAUGAUCUUUUUGCCUCGUAUGGAUGAAAAUGAAGCGAUUGAGAUUGUUGGUGUUGAAAGAUUUUCGCGUUAUACAGGGUAUGGACCUUCGUUCCAAUAUGCUGGCGAUUACACAGACAAGAAGGAUUUAGACAUUUUCAAGAGGCGAAAAACGAGAGUCAUAGCUAUAGAUGCCAUGCCUGGCCCAGGAAUGGAACAGUACAAACUUGAUGCCCUCAUUCGAGAGGUUAACAAGGCUUUUAGCGGAUACAUGCAUCAAUGUAAAUAUAAAAUCGAUGUUAAGCAUCAUCCUGAGGCAUCAUCUUCUCAUGUUCCUCUUACAUCAGAUUCUGCGAGCCAAGUUAUAGAAAGCUCUGAUAGAUGGUGUAUUGAUCAUGAAGAGAAGAAGAUUGGUGUAGCUACAGGGAACUGGGGAUGCGGUGUGUUUGGAGGAAGACCCUUCAUGUCAUACUACACCUUUGGCCUCCAAGCCCUGCAAAAUCUCAAUCAGGUGAUCGAAAGGGUCGCUUUGCAAGAAAUGACUGUAGGAGACCUAUGGAAAAAGCUAGUUGAGUAUUCUUCAGAGAGGCUCAGCAGAAGAACAUGGCUUGGCUUCUUCUCGUGGCUCAUGACCUCACUGUCUACCUAGAGGAAAAAUUGAGUCAGAGUUACAUUAUUUUCUGAAUUAUGGGUAAUGUAUUAUCCAUGUCUCUGUCUGUGUCUGACAUUUGAAGUCUAGCUAAAAGCGUUGGAUUGCUAACCCAUUGUAGUGAAGUCUAAUAAUACCCAUUAAAUAAAGUCUUUAUGUGAUG